Molecule: messenger RNA, 4452 nt
Organism: Seriola aureovittata
Lineage: Eukaryota; Metazoa; Chordata; Actinopteri; Carangiformes; Carangidae
Gene: kcnv1
Product: potassium voltage-gated channel modifier subfamily V member 1
Exons: 4
Coding region: 124-1629 (501 amino acids)
Biological process (GO): protein homooligomerization; potassium ion transmembrane transport
Cellular component (GO): membrane; voltage-gated potassium channel complex
Molecular function (GO): voltage-gated potassium channel activity; protein binding
Source: RefSeq, a predicted model, not a curated record
AAAAAAAAACAAACAAAAAACUGACCUUUCUCAGGAUUUUACUUCGUAGGAUUCGUGAUAAUGUGGAGUUCACAUCCAACAAAGAUGCUGAAGACUCUCUUCAUUUAGACCAGCUCCUCCAUCAUGAGCCUCCCCUCCUCCAGCUUGAUGGCGGCGGCGGAGUUCUACAGCGGCAGCGCCUCCCCGGUGUCUCUGGACUCCAGUGUCUUCUUCAGUGAGACGACGGCGUCCUGCGUCAGAGACCCGCUCGACUUCUUCAUCAUCAACGUCGGAGGAAGUCGCUACGUGCUUUCCCAGGAGCUGCUGGCGUCUUACCCGGAGACCCGGCUGGGGAAACUGGCCUGCAGCAGCCGUGACUCGGCUCUGGAGCUAUGCGACGACGCCGACUUCCUGGAGAACGAGUUCUUCUUUGACCGCAACUCGCAGACCUUCCAGUAUGUGAUGAACUACUACCGGACGGGUCACCUGCACGUCAGGGAGGAGCUAUGUGAGAUCUCCUUCCUGCAAGAGAUCGAGUACUGGGGCAUCGACGAGCUUCGUAUCAACCCUUGCUGUCGUGAGCGUUACUACCGGCGCAAGGAGCAGAAGGAGACCCUCGAUGUUCAGAAAGAGUUUGAGGCUGAUGAUGGUGAUGAGGACUUUGUGGGCGCCGCCUGCCCGGCUCUCCGCCGGCGCCUGUGGGACCUUCUGGAGAAACCUGAUUCAUCACGAGCAGCUCGCACCUUCGGCUCGCUGUCGAUCUUCUUCGUGGUGGUGUCGCUUAUCAACAUGGUGCUGAUCUCUCUGGACCUAGGGGAGGACUUUGGUGUGAGUGACGUCGGCGUUGGUGCACCGUUGCUGUUCGACGCCCUGGAGUACGUGUGCGUGGUGUGGUUCACGGGCGAGCUGGCGCUUCGGUUUCUCUGCGUGAGGGAUAAGUGUCGCUUCAGCCGGAGCAUUCCCAACGUGAUCGACCUGCUGGCCAUCCUGCCGUUCUACGUGACGCUGGCGGUGGAGAGCCUUCACGGAGGAACCACCGAGCUGGAGAACAUGGGCCGCGUGGUGCAGGUCCUCCGACUCCUCAGGUCCCUCCGCAUGCUGAAGCUGGGACGACACUCGACAGGUCUCAAGUCUCUGGGUAUGACCAUCGCUCAGUGCUACGAGGAAGUCGGCCUCCUCCUCCUCUUCCUCGGCGUCGGCAUCUCCAUCUUCGCCAUGGUGGUCUUCGCCCUGGAGCACGACCUUCCUGCCACCACCUUCACCAGUGUGCCGGCCGCCUGGUGGUGGGCGACCACCUCCAUGACCACGGUCGGCUAUGGCGACAUCCGUCCCGACACGACCGUGGGGAAGGUGCUGGCCUUCCUCUGCAUCCUGUCCGGGAUCCUUAUCCUGUCGCUGCCCAUCGCCAUCAUCAACGACCGCUUCUCCGCCUGCUACUUCACCCUGAAGAUGAAGGAGGCGGCGGUGCGACAUGGCGAGAUGCUCAAGAGGCUGGCCCGCGGCUCGGUGGCGGAGACGGGGGAGGGAGGGGUCAGGGGAGGCCCGAACUUACGGGACGCCUACGCCAGGAGCGUCCUGGAGAUGUUGAGGCUGCACGGGCGCGAGAGGGCGAGCACCCGGAGCAGCGGAGGAGAGGAACUGUGGUGGUAGAACCAGGAAGUGAGACUGGGACCGGACCAGACCGGGUGGUUAAAGUGACCGUCCUGUGUGGCGGGAAAGUCACAGAGUCGGAUGGGUUCAUGACCUCUGCUGUAACAGCUGAUGUUCCUGAACGUCCCAACAUUCCUUAAAAUGUAAAUAUGUUUUUUUCUUCAGAGAAACGUCACAAUAAUUUCACUCUGAAAUAAAGACGCAAUGAUUAGUCGAUUGAUUAGUUGAUUGAUGGAAAAUUAAUCUGAAAAUAUUCCAAUAAAUGAUUAAUCACUUAAUUUUUCAUCAGGGAAAGUGAAAAGUAAAAUAAUAAUAAUCUGGGACGGACCAGGAAAUAAAGUCAACGUAAGCGGGCGGGACAGGAAUCAUAGUUCUAAUAUGAAUAAAUACCAUUUUCUUUAUUUCUAGUAUAAUGUAAGUCAUUCUGCUCUGUCUCCGCUCUGGUUGCUGAUUGGCUGCAAGUAGUCACCUGACGUGUGGAUAAAUGGUGCGAGAUGCAGCCACUAACAAUCAGAGAGGAACAUCUGUAAAUGGUAUCAUUUCUGACAGUCUGCAUGUGAGGCGUUUAGGGGACAUCUGUAAAGUAUAGCUACAGAAAAUAACCUGGGUUACAGCCUCACCCUCUAAACUGCAUGAGUCUCUGCAUGCACAUCGGUCACACGCCGCCCCUCCCACCACCACAGGUAAAUGAUCAACCUGUGGGAAACACAAAGAAAAGGACAGCAGUGAAAAUCCUCUAAUACACAAACAUACACACCUGCACUGUGGCUAAAAGUCCUGAAGUUAAUGAUGAAGUAAAUGAACUUCAUCUCAGUUCAAAUCCAAAUUUCUAUCAUCUCAGAGUUUGUCUCUGAGGUGGAAGAACAGUUGGUUGAAUAAUAAAUUGGUUGACAGGAAGUUAAUCAAUCAAAUAACAGUUCAGUUAUUUAUCAAGUCAAAAUGUCAAAUAUAGAAUUUAUUGCUCUUGUCUUUGGGUUUUGUUUUUGGUCAGAUAAAAUAAGACAUUUUAAACUGUUACUUCACUCUCUUGGACGACCUCUCUUCAUGUCAGAUUCCUGUUUUUUGAGAAACACUUUUUGACGAGUUGAGUUAGGAAACUUUUCACCCAUGAAGCCUUUUCUACCUGUAACACUGAAGCUUUAAAUCAGUGACAGUCACUCGCCCUCUCUCUCUCUGCUGUCAGACUCCCGGAGCUGUCAGAGUGAUUUUCUCUGGUUGUUUGCAUUUUUCAAAACCGUCUUUUUGAGCUCCUCGUCACGACGACCUCUGACAGUCUGUUUCUGCGUUUCACUAACUGUUAGAAACUUCAGCAGGUUAAACUCGGAUAACAAGACACUGUUAGUGUUGAGUAACUCUGACUCACUGUACAUCCACUUUCUUCCCUCUGCGUUCAAACAGAAAAUCUGGUGCUGAGAAUAUCUAGAUGUCUGGUCCUAAAAUAUAGGAAGAUGCAAAAUUUAUUGUAAUUGAUUAAUCAAGAACAUAAAGGCAGAUUCGUUGAUAAUUAAACUAAUGAAAUGCAGUGUCAUAUUAGUAAAUCUGUGUUACUUGCAUUCUUCACUGAAUUAAUACGUCCAUGUACAGUUUGUUUCAAAUGGUUAUUUCAAUGCAGUUCCCUAAAAAUGACCUUUAUUAACUACUAGCAAAGCAUCUAUCCAAUAGCAUCCAGAUCAAGAAGAAAAGUUUUUAGUACUCCAGCCUGAUUGAUAUCAACCGUGAGCUGCUGCAGGAAGCAGGUUUGACACGUGAGGGAAAGUUCGUCAUCUUGGUUAAAUACUGAAAAAGUCAGUAGUGACAUGAGAUAAGAUGUGACCACUUUUUCUGUACAUAUGUAACAGAAACCUCCAUCUUUACUUUUCAUCUACACUGACCCACACACGGGACCCAGGACCCAAACCCCAGUCUCCAGUGUCAAAGUCUUGAACUUUAUCCAAAUUAGACUCCAAAAGUGAUCAUAUCUUUUUACACAUUGUGACUCGACUGUGGGUAAUGUCAGGAGACAAUUAAGAUGACCAAGAUUCAUUACAUCAUGUAAUUCUGCCUGAAACACAGAUGAACAAGAACCAAUCAAUGGAAAACUAAUUGUAAAUACAAAGUACUCGUUUUAUUGAUGAUGAUCAUUAUCUAUGUGGCAGUUAUAUUUCUUCUGAAAUGUAUCAGGCCAAACAAUUUAGAAUUUCAUAAACUUAAUUUUAAGGCGACAGUGUUGACGUGUGUCCUGUUAGAAAAGAGAUUUAAGUAUUCUACACACUUUCAUUAAGACACAGCUGCACUUGAACGUGCUGUUUCUUUUAUACCUGCAUGUUGUGUAAUGUACAACUUGUUCACAUGAUAUGUUGAGAUUUGGGGUGCACCUCCGUGAGCCUUUGCAGCCGAAAGUUACCCAUAACACCCUUCUCUGUGUAGGUUAAAGAGACAUUUACAUGAAGCAUAAGCAGAUUUAGACUGUAAGAGGGCUGAUUGUAGCGCCCCCUGUGGGUCAACCAUUGCCACACUUUGUGUCUAUGUCUGUGGGCUGGGUGCAGAAAAUAAGACGUAAUCCUAACCCAUGCAUUCUCAGACUUUUCCCACAAUGCACGGUUUGCUGUAAAUGAUCAAAACACAGGAUUUAUUGCCACUUGACUCGGUGGAAAGAACUUUGUCUGUGCUCCUGUUGUCUUUAACAUUACCUCCGUGCACCACCUUAAAAAGCACAUGCAUUAGUGAAGUGUUGUGAAGUCAGUAGAAACCCUACAGGCUGUUUUCUGGUAUUUCUGCCCUCUCGUGUGUGCUCUCUGUUAUCAGUCUGUGACUCAGUCAUGCAAUAAAGAGCCUCCUCCUGUG